CCGUGCGGAUCAGUCGACGUUCGGAUGCUGCGGCGAACAGGCAAGCGAAGAAAGCUAAGUGACGCGACCGCGCUUUACUUUCUACUCCGGGUGAAUUCUCGGAAGCUGGCGGAUAUCGACGUUAAAUUUAGUUGUUUAACUUUAGUGUGCGGUUCACAGGUUUAAUUUUGUUCGGUGGUAAUCGAGUAGCGGAAAAACUUUUCCACUUCGCUCUCUGCUGUAACGACAGAUGAAGAGUAGUGGAAAGUGCUGCAGUAAACCGAUCGUGGGGGUUGUGGAUUUAUUGCUUGGUUGUCACCUACUGCGGUGUCAAUGAAAGUAAUACUGCAAGUGAGCAUUUAGUGACACAGAGUAGAAAGAUAAAACCAUCACUCGAUUGUCCUAUAGUGUCUCGGUUCAGUUUUCAAGUGCAACCGACAGACGUCUAGCAAUAGUGUCAAGUGUCGUAUUUUUUUUUCUGUGUGAGGGGAAUUAUAGUGAAAGAAACGGCACUGUGCAUCGUCAAUGUCAGUGGGGCAAAUCAAAAAUGCGGUGUGUGACAUGCUGUAAAUCGUGUCUGCAGUGAUAGCUUUCUCCCGGAAGAACAAUCCUGCCGGUCGCUCGUAAAUGCGGACGGGUGCACAGUGGUUUAAAACGCGAAAAACGUGAUCGUCAGCCUUUUGAGUAUAAAAAUGCCAUUUAAAUGCUACAGUGUACUCGACAAAGUUUUUGUAGAUGUUAAGGGGCAUCUUUUGAUGGAAAUGAAUUUUCGAUUAAUUCACCUAAAAGUGAGAUAAAAAAUUUAUAUAUUUUAUCCUACAAUCUUAUGUAGGAAAACAUUUGCUGAAGACACUUUGGUUCUAUCUCUUGAAAAUCGACCACAUACAGGUAGUUUUAUACACAGACAUCCUUAAAGUUUCUAAAAAUCGAGAAAUACCAAAUAACUUUUUCUGAAGUGAUUUUAGAAACCUACUAUGUUCUAGACAUUUUUUCAUAUUUAAAAAAUACAUCAUUCGGCCGAACAAACCUUGGGAAAAUUUUCGAAUUUUUCAUAGGGUUUAGGACAUUUUAGAUAAAAAAAUGCACUUUUUCAAAAUAAAAUUUCUCGAAAAGCUGCAAAAAGCUGCAAAAACAACAGUCUUCACUUGGAAGAUGGAGAUUAGUAUUAGCUUCCCCAGGUGGUUUCACUAGGUUCUUGCAGUUUCUCAAAGACUUGGGCGUGGGUGAAAAAAAUAGUUUUUUUUUGUUUUUCGGCGUUUUUUCAUGUUUUUUUCUCAAAAGAUGUACAAAAUCGAAACGAUUUUUGAUUUUUCAUUAGAAAGUACGAAUAGAAUUUAUAUUUACGGCACCGUGCAUUAUUUGGAAAACAUAAUAUAUAGAAAAAAUUGAUUUUUUCCGAAAAUAAUUGUUAUGUCACUAGUGUAUGCAAAUGCCAAGUUUUUUUUUAACAAAAUAAGCAACAUUCUUUGACGUUUUUCCAAUAGUUGAAUUCUGAAAAGAAAAUCCAAAGUGUUUUCAGCAAAGUUUUCCUACAUAAGAUUGUCUACAACUUUGCUGAAGACUUCGUUUUGAUUUGAUAAGUAAAUAAAAAAAUAAAUUUUUUAUCUCACUUUUAGGUGAAUUAAUCGAAAAUUCAUUUACAUCAAAAGAUGCCCCUUAAUAUCUACAAAAACUUUGUCGAAAACACUGUAGCAUUCAAAUGGCAUUUUUAUACUCAAAAGGCUGACGAUCACGUUUUUCGCGUUUUAAACCACUGUGGGGUGCUUUGGAAGUUUAUUCGAUUAGAAUUAUUCGAUUGGUGCUGAGUUCCUGUGGCGAAUCUAACAACGUGCGAAAUUAGGUGGUCGGCACGGUUAAACGAUUUCUUUCGGAACGGUUGGUUUGGCUAGUGAUGUAACAACCGGUGUGCGGGAAGUGUUGCAGAUUGCUUCGUUUAAGUUGCUGGAACGCUGUUUGGAAAUGAGAAUUGAUGAUGGUGAUACUUUAACUUUCGGCACUAAUGCGAUCCCGCGCUUCGGAAGCUUCGCCUGCGAGUCCGAGUUCAUUCACUCAGAUGAAUAAUCGUGUCGGAAAAUACAGUUAAUAUUACUUCCUGCAAAAUUCGCUACGUUUCCGGCAUAGAACAACUUUUCUAUUUAUUGAAACAUAACCUUGAGCUAAAGUGAACAAAGGUGCAGGUUGUAUAGAAUAAUCAACAUAACAAUGUUAUUGAGGGAGCUUUCAUCGUCAAGUGGUUGACCAAAGAAGAAUAUCACGUGACGAGUAGAACAGUAUUUCUAUGUAGUUAGGUGAUGAAUAUCAAAAUAAUUGUAACGUUCACCAAAUGAAGAAAUAAAAAAAAAAUGUUGAAAUUUACGAGCUAAUUCUGCAACUGAUACAACGAAUCAACAGCUAUCAAGAAGUAAGAAAUUGUGUAUGCGUGUGUGUUUGCCAACAAGUCAAUUCAAAGUAAAAUGUGCUGCUCUCAGUCGACCAAUUUUCACGGGAACCGUGUACGAUGAGUGACUUCGAUGCUGCCAAUGUUGCCAAUAUCAGUAAGUAUAUCGUCUCAUCGACCGUAUCCGGUGCCACUGCAGCAGGCAUUGGGGGAAGUGGCGGCGAUAACUCCUCGGAGGACAGUAAUGGCUUCCUCUGGUACAUUUUCAUCGACCGACAGCCGGCGGAGCUGAUGGAGCCAUGGGCCUACGUGGCAGCGGCAGUGACACUGUUCUUUAUCGGGUUUUUCGGAUUCUUCCUCAACCUGUUCGUGAUUGCGCUGAUGUGCAAGGAUGUCCAGCUCUGGACCCCGAUGAACAUCAUCCUGUUCAACCUGGUCUGUUCGGACUUCUCCGUGUCGAUAAUUGGCAACCCGUUCACGCUGGCAUCGGCCAUUUCGCACCACUGGAUAUUCGGUGCGAAACUUUGUAUCGCCUACGGAUUCUUCAUGUCACUGCUCGGGAUAACAUCCAUCACGACGCUAACGGUGCUGUCGUACGAGCGCUACUGCCUGAUCAGUUCACCGUUCACGUCCCGAAGCGCGUCCCGACGGGGUGCCAUCUUCGCCGUCAUCUUCAUCUGGAGCUACUCGUUUGCCUUAACGUCGCCGCCCCUUUUCGGCUGGGGUGCGUACGUCAACGAGGCUGCCAACAUCAGCUGUUCCGUGAACUGGGAAUCGCAAACAACGAACGCAACCAGCUACAUCAUAUUUCUGUUCAUCUUCGGCUUGGUCGUCCCGAUGACGGUCAUCAUGUACAGCUACACUAACAUUGUGGUCAUCAUGCGAAGGAAUUCGGCCCGCGUUGGUCGCAUUAACCGGGCAGAAAACCGCGUCACCUGGAUGGUGGCCGUCAUGGUGAUUGCCUUCAUGACGGCUUGGACACCGUACGCCGUAUUCGCGCUGGUUGAACAGUUCGGCCCACCGGAUCUGAUUAGUCCGGCACUGGCGGUGUUGCCAGCACUGAUCGCAAAGUCGAGCAUCUGCUACAAUCCGAUCAUUUACGUUGGCAUGAACACCCAGUAUCGGGCGGCAUUCGCGCGGGUGCGGAACAACGAAUCGCUGGACAAUAACACCACCAGAAACAACCCGACCAAAACGAUGACCCGCAGCAGUCAGGAUGUGGUUGAUUGUAAUUUCGACUUUUGUCGCAAAAGAAGCAGGCUGAAAGUGAGGUUACACAAUAGUCACAGUAAUAAUAGUAACAAUAAUAACAAAGCGAAUAGCAACAUCUUCCAACAGCCGAUUGGCGAGGAGGGCUGCAGUUUGUCCAAAGUGUCAUCGGGGGAGAAACCACGUCGGGCCCCGCGGAUGUUGAACGCGAGUGAUGUUUCCCGCCCGAUGCCCACCGCGCGGCAGAUUAUGCGGUCCGACUUUGAACUAUCUGUGAUCAACUCGGGGAAAUCUAUCCUGAUCCGAUCGAACACCUUCCGCUCCAAUCUGGUGUAACGAAGGCCGGACAGGAGCUGGUGUGGAAUCUGCAAGGGAUUUGCAGUGGCAACAGGGAACCAACGGGACCUUAUCGAAUCUUGGUAGGUUAGGUCGAACGAUGCGGGUUUUGUUUUUUUUUUUUUUAUGUUUCGUGUGAAAAUAGCAACAACUGUAGUAGUCCUAGACAGUCUAGUAGAAAGUAUUUAAUCCGUGUCAUUUUAUCAAGGGGUUUCUUGUGCGAAAUAGAUUUUAAACUUAUAGAGAAGAAAUUGAAUGAACACGUGUAUAACCCAUAGAGAUAACUGACGAUUAUUAAGCGUUUUUAUGUUCAAAUGAAGCAGAUAAAAUACUGCAAACUCUUGUUUGUACUGAAAAAUUAUUAGAAAUACUCGAAAAUACACAUUCAGGGAAAUAAGCCAACUCCUGAACCGACGGACGGUGAAGCUCGACAUUAUUUCAAGUUAGGUUUUGAAGGAUUUCAUGCCAAUUCACCCAGCCAAUAGUUGCAUGCAUUUAGAUUUCAGUGGAACUUCGUGAGCUUAGUUACGUCGGAAAUUUGUCUUUCAAAACUUUUCGUUCAAAAACUCAAGGAUCUUCAAAACUUGAGUCACAAUUGUAAUAUUUAUCGCUGGGACGUAACCCUAUUAUCGGUAGUAUUUAUCUCUGGUCUAGGCUUGAAAAAUAAUCAAAUACUUAGUUUCAUUGAUGCUCGAUUCAAGUUGUUUAAAGUUAAACUAAUUGUAAAUCUUGGUCGUACACGGUUAUGUUGUCAUAUUAGGAGUGCCGUGCAACAGCGUCUGACCCGGAGCGGGCAGCUGAAUGAUGAAAUGCGGUGCCUCGUAAGGUAGCAUACCGAAAAUGAAUUAUUUAAAGCACGUGAAGUUACUUAAUCUACCGAAGUUUCCUGGAAAGCUGGAAAGGUGUCGUCUGCUUCAUAGACGAGUUUGCGUGAAAUUCCAUAAAUGUUUUUAGUUAUCUACGGUCUUGUUUUUUUCGACGGGUAAAACAGCAUGGGUUCUAAAAAGCCGAUGAAAAGCGUAAACAAACUUGAUUUUCACAGCAGAGAAGUCCCAAUUUGACCGAAAUUGAUUACACAUUUCACCAAAUCUUAUUUCGAACCGAACAAGUAAGAACUGCCACACCAAUGCUAUGGCUGUAAUCGAGGAAUGUUUUUCCUUUGAAUUUCAUCACAAAACCACACACACACACACUCACAAACCGGCGAAAAGCGAGAGCCCACUUUUCGCCGUGGAUCAAACUACCAUCACAAUUUAAUUUCAUCGAAACUGGAAUAAGAAAAAAACUUCGAACCGAGCGGUAUCAAGAAGCAAUAGGGUCGAGCUUGUCAAAUUUAGGAACCACUGUGUGGCGCACGCAGUGCUCUCAAACAAUGAGCUUAUUGAGGUGAUUACAUUUGUGGUACUCUGUGUUAAUGGUGCUAAAAAAAAAAUAAAUACCCUUUCUUAUUAACUAUAACUGUCAAUUAGGGUGGUCGGUAUUACCGAUUUUUCGAAAAACCGGUAUUUCGGUAUUCAUAAAAAUAAAAACCGGUAAAACCGGUAAAAAACCGGUAUUUUCCUUUUUUUCGGAUUUAUGCAAACCAGGAGCGACUCGUGUUUUUUUAACCUACUUGUUCAACUACAAAAGUCUGAAAUCAUAGUUUGUGAUGACAAUCUUGUCCGCAAAAAACGCAAGUUAUUCUCACUGUACUAUUUAAAAUAAAACUAAAAAAUCAACAUUAAUUUUGAUUUUGAUUUUAUUUUUUGCUCAGCGUCUCUUUUUUUGUAAGAUUUAGACCAUUGCACAUAGGAGUACGUAGAACAAAAACUUGGCCAAAAUUUUUUUUAUAAGUUUUCAGAUAGCAAAUCUAGAGAAACAUUUCAAAAGGUCUAUCUGCUUUGAUCGAUUUUUUUGAUCGGUCACUUUCAUUCAAUCACCGCAACUUAUUAAACAUCUUUUUUGACACGUUAUUUGCACAUGUUGAUAGCGGAGGGAUUACUCUAUCAUCUGAACAAAAAAACACGCUUGGGAGAGUUACUUAAGCUAAACAUUUCCAAAAUGAAAAUACGUUUCGGAAAAACGAUGAAAGCAGAUAGGACCUUUUGAAAUGUUUAUCAUUUACAUUGUUUAUCAUUUACAUUUCUAAUGUGUUUUAAGAGCCAGUUCGCGAGAGGCGCAACCGCAUGUUGUUUUGAUGUUCCAAAAAUAUCGGUUUUAACGGUUUUACCGGUAAACCACCCUACUGUCAAUCCAAUGUCUAUUUACAGUUAACUUUAAACUGAAAUAAGGGAAGAAACGGAUCAUAGUUUUACAGUAAAAAUGAGAUGUUUGUCAGGUUUGGUUUAAAGUUAACCAGGAUGUAGCUUACUCAAGCUGUCAUUUGUUGCACUUAUCCAUCAAAACCAAAUAUAAUAAAGUACAACCAACGUAAAUUUCGUGUCAAAACAGUGCAUUUAGGAACAACGAAACCACUUGAUUAUAGAGAACGGUUCCUGUCAAAUGAAGUAAGAGAAGAAAGAAUACGAAAUAAAACAGAGAGCGCUAUUUACCAUAAGUCAAUAAGAAAAUAUAUAUUUAAAUUAUUAAUAGGUGUACAAUAAAAUAGAAGAUGUGUAAAUAAAUGAAGAU
Messenger RNA from Wyeomyia smithii (pitcher-plant mosquito), 6511 nucleotides. RefSeq names its product vertebrate ancient opsin-like. The record is from RefSeq and is a predicted model, not a curated record. Gene Ontology annotation, biological process: G protein-coupled receptor signaling pathway. The transcript is spliced from 7 exons. Gene Ontology annotation, molecular function: G protein-coupled receptor activity. The coding region runs from base 2477 to 3901 and encodes 474 amino acids. Gene Ontology annotation, cellular component: photoreceptor outer segment; membrane. NCBI's taxonomy places the organism in Eukaryota, Metazoa, Arthropoda, Insecta, Diptera, Culicidae.